Messenger RNA from Columba livia (rock pigeon), 3412 nucleotides. It is a transcript of the gene ENTREP3, whose product is annotated as endosomal transmembrane epsin interactor 3. The transcript is spliced from 12 exons. The record is from RefSeq and is a predicted model, not a curated record. The coding region runs from base 733 to 2727 and encodes 664 amino acids. NCBI's taxonomy places the organism in Eukaryota, Metazoa, Chordata, Aves, Columbiformes, Columbidae. Gene Ontology annotation, cellular component: membrane.
GGCGACGGGAGCGUCCCCGGAGCUGCCGCUGCGCCUCGGGCUCGCCCGCUCCGCCACCCGCUCUCCUGCCGUAACCGCGGCCACCGGCCCCGCCGGAGCGGGGGGCUCGGCGGGGACGAUGCUCGGCAGCAUCCCGCCCACCGGGCGGCCCCGGGAGGGGCCGGGGCUGCGGGGAGCGGGGCGGCGAGCCCGCCCGUAGCCGCCCGCCCGGGACCGGGGGUGCUCCUGGCAGCGGGAGCCCCUGCGCCCGGUGCCGGCGGAGGAUGCUCCAGGGCGGCGGCCGGACCCUCGCCCGCGGCUCCCGCCGCCCGGUGCUGCCCCGGGGACCGGCGGUCCCGGGCGGUAUGAACCCCCGGCGGGGGCCCGGUGCCCGAGGGACGGCGACGGAGGAAGAAGCCCCGGGGCCGCGUUCUGGCUCCGGCUGGGAGCUCUAGGCCGGCUCUGCCGCCGGCAUGCGAAGGUACCAUUGAGGCCGGUUGCAUUCCCGUGACACCCCGCGGAGCUUCUGGGAGUCCCGGUCCUGCGUGGCUGUGGGCGCUGCCCCGAGCACCCGUCCCAGGGGACUGGGAAGAGCUGCUGUCAGCAUCCUUCUGCAAGGCGAAAGGUGGAGGCUGGCCUGUUCUGCAGAGCGUCCAUUCCUGCUUCCCCGGCACCGGCUUCAUCCUGGCGCGGUGCCGCCGGUUGCCCCGGGACUCCGGGGCUGGUUGUCCCCGUUUGCCGCCCGGGGCAGCCAUGCCGUCCCCCAGCGAGUCCAGCCGCUCGCUGACCGGCCGCGCGUCCCGCAGCCUCACCCACCUCCGCGUCCAGCGGACCUGGCUGCAGAUCCUGCUGGUGCUGGGCUUCAUCCAAAUGAUCCUGGGCGUCCUGAUCGUCACCUUCAGCCUGGUGGCAGCCACCAUCACGCCCUCCACCAAGAUCCGCCACUCCUGCCCGUCCUGGGCCGGCUUCUCGCUGGCGCUGUCUGGGCUUGUUGGCAUCGUCUCCUGGAAGCGGCCACUCACGCUGGUGGUCACCUUCUUCACGCUGCUGUCGGUGCUGGGCGUCAUGCUGAGCCUCGCCGGGUCCAUCCUGUCCUGCCAGAACGCGCAGCUGGUGACGUCCCUGGGGGCCUGUGAGAGGGAAAGGGACCUGUGUGUCUGCUGUCAGACCCGCUCGGAGCCCCCGCCCGCCUCCUGCAGCCGGCACAGCGAGAUGCUCACCAUGUACCCCAACCCCGACUGCCGCAGCAUCCGCGUGGCGCUCAAGGACCUGCUCUUCAGCGUCUGCGGCUUGACCGUCUUCUCCACCAUCGUCUGCACUCUCUCUGCCGUUGUGUGCUGCAUCCAGAUCUUCUCCCUUGACAUCGUCCAUGUGCUGGUCCCCCAGCGCUCGAGCUCCGUGACACUGGAAUGCACGUCCCCCCCUGACACCUUCCUACAGAGCAUGAUGGACUUCGAGGAAUUCGUGCCGCCGGUGCCGCCACCCCCAUAUUACCCACCCGAGUACACCUGCAGUUCCGAGACCGACGCGCAGAGCAUCACCUACAACGGCUCCAUGGACAGCCCCAUGCCGCUCUACCCCACUGACUUCCCCCCGUCCUAUGAGACGGUGAUGGGGCUGCGGGGGGACAGCCAGGCCACCCUGUUUGACUCGCAGCUGACGGACGGCUCGCACGCCUGCACCUGCGACCGCGUCCCCUCCAUCGUGCUCAGCGGAGAAGUGUCCAUGGACAGCGGGUCCCUCAUCAUGUCCGAGAUCAUGGACAUCCCCGGGGACAGCAGUCCGUCGGAGGACUCGUGCCUCCUGGAGCUGCAGGGCUCCAUGCGCUCCGUCGACUACGUCCUUUUCCGCUCCAUCCAGCGCAGCCGCGCCGAUUACUGCCUGAGCGUGGACUGCGUGCAGUGCAGCCACCAUGCGCGCAGCCCCACGCUGGGCUUGCAGGGGCCCUUCGAGGAGCGUCCCCAGCCCCGGGUGCGCGGGGAACGCUCCUACUCCUGCUCCACAGAGGAGCCCACUCAUGACGGCAUCUUGGUGGGGGGAGCUGUGACCCACAGCUGCAACCGCCUGGAGGGGCUGGCGCGCUGCGCGGGGCCCUGCUUCCCCGAGGUGCGGCUCAAGGAGAAGGGCUCUUGUCAGGGACGCGGUGGCAGCCGCUCCACAGGGCCCGGCGCCGGGCGCCUCGGUCACCCACGGCGGAACAGUGAGACCUCCUGCCCUUCGUCACCGGGGCUGAGCCAGCGCCCGCUCGUGAGGUCGCACAGUGACCCCGGUGUCCUGAUGGGCGGCCGUGCUGCAGAUUUCGGGGAAGUACUUUAUACCAAAGCACUGGAGGACACUGUGUCCAACUCCUCUGCGGAUACAGGGCUGUGCUCAGCAGCCUGUCUGCUCCGCCACCCACACUGUGACUCCCCCCUGCUGCUCCGGGCCGGCUCGCUGGGGAAGGACAAACCGCUGCCCUCCAAGAAGGUGACGCAGCAGCUCUCACAGACGACGACCCGCUCCCUGGGGGACCUCAAGGUGUGCCGGGGCACCCGCGGGCUGGUGGCCAGGUUCCUGCAGAGACCCAGGCGCAGCCGAGCGCCCAGCGUGGAGCUGCCCGGCCACAGCGCCCAGGGCCACAAGCAGGGGCAGGGGUGCUGCCCGCGCCGCCGCAGCCCGUCCCCACGGGGUUGCAGGUUCCCUGGAGCGCCUGGCCGGGAGCGGAGCGGCCCCAGGAAGGCAUCCACCUGCAGAGCUGCGGGGACCUGAGCUCCACCUCGUCCCUGCGCCGGCUCCUGUCCACCCGCCGGCUGGAGCGCGGCCGCCUGCGGAGCCUCGGCGGGACCUGCAAGGAGAGCGUCCUCUGACCGCGCGCCCUCCCGCGGGGACCCCGCUGCGGGGACGGGGGUCCCGCUCGGGGCCAGGGCCCUCGGACGUUGCUCGGACGUUGAUUCUCGGCAGGGCUGGGUCCUGCGCCAGCGCCCUGGGGGCUCGGCAGGGUCCCUUCCCCAGGGCGAGGGGCUGGUCCCCUGCGGUGGCCGCUGGGGGCCGAGGCGGCCGUGCCUGUCCCCUGCCCUGUCCCCUGCGCGGGCCGUGCCUGUCCCCUGCCAGCCGUGCCUCUACUCUGGGAUAGCCAUGCCUGUCCCCUGCUCUGUCCCCUGCGCUGGCCGUGCCUGUCCCCCACCCUGGCUGUGCCUGUCCCCUGCCUUGUCCCCUUGUGCCAGCCGUGCCUGUCCCUCAUGCCAGCUGUGCCUGUCCCCUGCCCUGUCCCCUGCCCCAUCCCCCGUGCCAGCUGUGCCUGUCCCCUGCCCCAUCCCCCGCGCCAGCUGUGCCUGUCCCCCGCCCUGUCCCCGCGCUGGCCGUGCCCGCCCCGGGGUCCCCAGGCGCGUUGCGGGGCCGGUCCCGCGGCGCUCGCAGCCCCCCGCUAGAGACCGAAUAAAACGUGGUCACGUGG